UUUCCAAUUCCUUCUUCACGCCUCUCUCUCUCUCUCUCUCUCAGUUCCCAUGGCUUCCCUUUCCUUUUCUUCUCUCUGUCUCACUGCAAAUCCCUCUCCUCGAACAUUCGGAUCUGGAGCAUCCCACAGGUUUAACCACCUCACCACCUUCGGAUCGUCGGCGAGUAAGAGAUUUAGGUCUUCCGUUUGCAGAGCUGCCUCCCUCGCCUUUCGCGAUCUUGAUGCAGAUGAUUUCCGCCAUCCUCUUGACAAGCAGAACACAAUGAUUUUGCGGGCAAUUCCAGGGUUGAGCGAGCUUGGGAAGGUUUUAUUGGGAACCGUGACUGAACAAGUCAUGCUUCUGGAGAACAUAGGAACAUCAAUACUUGUUUCUGAAAAUCAGCUUUCAGAUCUUUAUCAAUUGAUAAUUGAGGCCGCCAAAGUACUCAAUGUUGAGGCUCCGGAUCUAUACGUCCGUCAAAAUCCUGUGCCAAAUGCUUAUACAUUAGCCAUAAGUGGCAAAAAGCCGUUUAUUGUUGUUCAUACUGGCCUUGUGGAGCUUCUUACACAAAAAGAAUUGCAGGCUGUUUUGGCUCAUGAAUUGGGUCAUCUAAAAUGUGACCAUGGUGUGUGGCUUACAUUUGCCAAUAUUCUUACCCUGGGAGCUUAUACUGUACCGGGGCUUGGUGGUUUUUUAGCUCGGAACUUAGAAGAACAAUUAUUCCGUUGGCUUCGAGCAGCAGAGCUAACUUGUGAUCGUGCUGCCCUUCUUGUCGCUCAGGAUUCUAAAGUGGUCAUCUCUGUUCUGAUGAAACUGGCUGGGGGCUGUCCGUCUAUAGCUAAUCAAUUGAAUGUGGAUGCUUUUUUGGAGCAAGCUCGCUCUUAUGACAAAGCUUCUUCAAGCCCCGUAGGCUGGUAUAUAAGAAACGCUCAAACAAGACAACUCUCACACCCUCUGCCAGUUUUACGAGCACGUGAGAUUGACGACUGGUCAAAAAGUCAGGAAUACAAAAAUCUUUUGAAACGUGGAACAAAGAUCAAUUCUGUUGAAACGGUUUAAUGGCCUCGUGUAUAGCAUCAGAAAUAUUAACAGUUUUAGCAACUUUUAUACGGUCAUCAAAAUGUCAAUACAAUGAACAAUGUACGAAAAGCUCUCCACCAUUGGCUAUCAUGUUCAGAAUUACCCAAAUAAACGUCUUCUUCUUAGAUAUACAAGCCAGAUAUACAGCAGAUUUCAGUCAUUUCAGAAGUGGUAUAUAUAUAUAAAUCUUCAUUACUUCCACUUCGUUACCAAAUUAUACAUAGUCUUAGAUAUGAAGUAAUACCAAUCUAAAUGUACUAUACUGUCACAAUUACUGUCAUCCUAUUCUAUCUCCACAUAUUAAUGAAGUAUGUUUCUUUUGAGACAAA
Cucurbita maxima (winter squash) is the source of this 1389-nucleotide messenger RNA. Its product is annotated as protease HtpX. NCBI's taxonomy places the organism in Eukaryota, Viridiplantae, Streptophyta, Magnoliopsida, Cucurbitales, Cucurbitaceae. Gene Ontology annotation, cellular component: endoplasmic reticulum membrane. The coding region runs from base 50 to 1039 and encodes 329 amino acids. Gene Ontology annotation, biological process: CAAX-box protein processing. Gene Ontology annotation, molecular function: metalloendopeptidase activity. The transcript is spliced from 9 exons. The record is from RefSeq and is a predicted model, not a curated record.